This is a messenger RNA of Cyprinus carpio (common carp), 3205 nucleotides long. Its product is annotated as secreted frizzled-related protein 2-like. The record is from RefSeq and is a predicted model, not a curated record. Gene Ontology annotation, molecular function: Wnt-protein binding. Lineage: Eukaryota; Metazoa; Chordata; Actinopteri; Cypriniformes; Cyprinidae. Gene Ontology annotation, biological process: canonical Wnt signaling pathway; negative regulation of canonical Wnt signaling pathway; non-canonical Wnt signaling pathway.
UUCAGUUAUCCAUAACUCCGCGUCAGACGUGUGUUCUGUCUCCUCUCAACUGAAAAAAAAAAUGAUACUCGCGUAUCUGGCGCUGCUGGUUGCGCUUUCCUUACCUGGAUAUCUGGAUGCUUUUCAUGACUUAUACGCCUUCGACCAGCCCGAGCUCUUUCAGGGAAAGAGCAACUGCAAACCCAUACCUGCAAACCUGCUCCUGUGCCAUGAUAUCGAGUACACGGACAUGCGUCUGCCUAACCUCCUCGGACACGAAACCAUGAAUGAGAUUCUGCAGCAGGCUUCCUCCUGGACCCCUCUGGUGCAGAAACAGUGUCAUCCGGACACCAAGAUGUUUCUCUGUUCUCUUUUCGCACCUGUGUGUCUGGAUGAUCUGGACGAGCCGAUUCAGCCGUGCAGGUCGCUGUGUGAGAACGUAAAGAGCGGCUGCGCUCCAGUGAUGGCCGCGUUUGGGUUCCCUUGGCCGGACAUGCUGGACUGCAAUCGCUUCCCUCUGGAUAAUGACCUGUGCAUACCACCUGCUGGCGCAGAUGUUUUAGUUCCAGUCACCAAGGAAGUUCCAAGAGUGUGUGAUGCCUGCAAAGAAAAGCCUGAGAAUGACAAUGAAAUUGUGGACAGCCUGUGCAAAAAUGACUUUGCUUUAAAGAUCAAAGUCAAGGAGAUCUCCUACAUGAAUGGUGACACCAAAAUCAUUCCAGAAAGCACGAACAAGACUAUCUACAAGCUGAAUGGUGCCGUUACUGAUCAUGACUUCAAGAAGAUGGUUCUUUGGCUGAAAGAUGGUCUUCAGUGUGUGUGUGAUGAAAUGAAUGACCUCAAUGCCGCUUAUCUGGUGAUGGGCCAGAAGAUGGAUGGAAAUUUGGUCAUCACGUCAUUAAAGCGCUGGCAGAAGGGUCAGCAGGAGUUUAAGAGAAUUUCUCGUAGUAUUCGCGAGCUUCAGUGCUAGGAUUGUCCACUGAUCAGAGCACUCAAAUGGUCUUGAAAACGAAGACCUGUAACAGUCACACCAUAUGUAAAUACAAAGGUUCAUUUAAAACCUUAAUGUCUGCUUUUCCUGGUCAGUCAGAGCUCAGGAUUGGUGGAACUGUCACUAGUAACUUCCAAAAAGCACCUAGAUUCAGCACAGUUAAAACAUUUCAUUUUCCCUCAUAAGUUUUGUCAGUUAACUGCACCUGUCAUUUUUACUAUUCACAAAACUCAUUCUUCUCUUCUAACAUUUUUGACUAUAAAGCCUCAAAACUGCCACAGAACAAUUUUCUGACAGAUGUUUUAGGAUAAAACCUUCUAGAAUCAGCUACAUUAAUGUAUGUGGACACCCUUUCUAGUCCCUUAACAAGUUCUAGUUAAAGAUAAAAAAGGAUCUCACCCAAAAAUGAGAAUUCUAUUGUCAUUUGCACCCUCAUGUCAUUUCAAAUGCACAAAACUUCUUUCAAACACAAACGAAGACAUUUUUUAUGAAACAAGAGAGAUUUCUGUCCCUCUAUUGAAAGUCCAUGCCACCAAAACUUUGAUGCUUAAAAAAGUUCAUAAAGACAUUGUAAAAGUAAUUCAUAUGAAUUGAACAGUUUAAUCCAAGGCUUCUAAGAGACCCAGUCACUUUAUAUGAUGAACAGAUUUAAUUUAGGCAUUUAUUCACACAAACAUUCAUCAGUCCAUAUGCAUAAAGCACAUAAAAUAUGGUAAACGAAAGCUUAAACAGUCCUGCUUGAUUCACAGCAACCAAUAAUGUGUUUUUGUGUGUCACACAGCAUGUUUGAGCUUCUUCAAGACCCAAUGAGAUUUGUUUUGUAUAUCAAGCAAGUACAGUUGAGCAAGUACAGUUGAGCUUCCAAUGUCUUGUUAAUAUUUUGAAGCAGCAAAGAUUUGUUUGAAUGGACUUUAAAUGGAACAGAUCACUCACGUUUCAUUAAACAUAUCUUUAUUUGUGUUUCAAAGAUGAAGAAAAGUCAGAUUUGAAAUUACAUGAAUUUUAAAUUUUGGGUUAGCCAUCCCUUUAAAGCUAUAUUAUACAAUGUCAUUGUAGAGAAUUCUGUGUUUUGUUUCAGGAGUUUGGAAAGGGUCCUUUUCUGUUUCUGAAUGAUAAUAACCAUGUACACAAAGCAACAUUUAAAUAUAACUGAUUUAUUCUGAUGUAGAAGAAUUUGACCGGCCUUCCCAAAACCCAGACAUUGAAUAUCUUUAUGAUGACCUCUGUUGCAACAAACAAGUUAAAAUCACACUAUUUUCUAGAAUACCAUUGUAUGCCAGUACAUUAAUUGUCCUCACAGAAAUUACUGGAAUAAUCAGACCCAUGUGAGAAGUUGAAAUGUAUGAAAAUUUCAAGGAAGUAAGAUGAAAUGCAUGCCAUUUCAUAUAUAGUUCCUCUAUCAAAUAUGGUUAGGAAACAUGUUUUCUAGCAAUGCAUGGUCUAUGUGGAUUUGAAUCUGCCACAGUACAUAACUGAAAGUGCUUGUGUGAGUAGUUUUGUUUUAAGUACUUUUAUCAGCACAAUGAGAUAGCUGGCUCUAUUCUCAAUGUUUAAAAAAUAUCCUAUGUGACACAAGUCCCUGAAGUAUGAUCAUGUAUGUUUAUGUGAAUAUUUUCAUUUUUCCCCAGACAAUGAUGAGUAGGCCAACAAAUGUAUGGUUUCUUUAGACCAGGGUUUUUGUCUUCUUUCUACUUGAGCCUAAAUACUGCACUGUUCUUGUAUUAUAUUCUUUAAAUUACAAUCAGCAGUUUUAUAUACUGUAGUAUUGGUUUAUUUUCUUUCUUUGUCAGUUAUAUUAAUGUUGUACUGUAGGGGUCUGUGUUUUGUUUUGCUCGCAAAGUUGUUAGCUGUUUUCUUUUGUUUUGGCAUAUGAAUACCCAGUAUUAAAGUAAAGUCACAUGCUGGUAAACCACAGAGACAUGCUUCUCUAUGUGUUGCACAGUUAGAGCCAUGUUGACUCAGUUUUAUUGUGCAGUUGGUUAGUGAAAAACAUCUCAAGAUAAUAUCCAAACUUUUGAUAUACUCUGUAAAUAUUCAAAUUUUUAUGCUUGUACAUAGUUUCAAAACCUGUUCCAUUUCAUUUGUUUGUCACAGUAGCAAUAUGAUGUCAUUUCAUUAGUGUUAAAUGCAUUCAUUUACACCCACCACCAUGUAAUGUAAUUUGAUCAUUGAUGAUUUGUAUCAUUUUUCUUCAGCCGGCACACAAUACAUAAUAAGUGCAAAUAAAUUUCAAAA